Molecule: messenger RNA, 606 nt
Organism: Sphaeroforma arctica JP610
Lineage: Eukaryota; Ichthyosporea; Ichthyophonida
Exons: 2
Coding region: 1-606 (201 amino acids)
Source: RefSeq, a predicted model, not a curated record
AUGAUUAACCAAGUUGGCCAACAAUACCACACUUACGGGAAUCCGCUAAAGGACCUGAUUAAGCGAUCCCACAAACUUAAUAAGUCGAUACUUAGACCAGUUUAUCACUCCAAUGCAAUCAGCAUAGAUAGUCUGGGAAGUGAAGACGGCACCACCGAUUCAUUCGGUUCUUUCUCUCAUGCAAGAAUUGACAGCACUACGUCACAAACACAAGAGGAAAUGUUCAGGUCAACCGUGGAUAUUCGUGGCCCAGAGAUAGAUCCCAAGGUUCUAAUGGACACACUAACGUUCUAUUCUGGCUACAGAGGAUACUGUGUAGCGGGCAUUGCGAGGAGUAGGAAAGCAGUGGGAGGCUACUCUGUCAAGGUCCAGCGCCGUUCGGCCAUCCUCGUUAGUGCCGAUGAGUAUGGAGUGGUUAUCUUGUCGAAUGACGACGGGAGUUUGCAGUACAGGAUAAGUUGGUCCGAGAUGGCUGACAUUGAUCAUGUGCACACAGAUGAAACAUCCACGCCGUUACGCAAGCGGAAGCGCACCAACUAUCUUGCACUACGAUUAAAGGAUGGCUCGGUUAGUAGACAAAUACAUUCCAACAGGUCCAAAAAUUAG